Drosophila ficusphila is the source of this 622-nucleotide messenger RNA. RefSeq lists its product as uncharacterized. The record is from RefSeq and is a predicted model, not a curated record. The coding region runs from base 77 to 418 and encodes 113 amino acids. The transcript is spliced from 2 exons. NCBI's taxonomy places the organism in Eukaryota, Metazoa, Arthropoda, Insecta, Diptera, Drosophilidae.
UCCCAGUUGAUAACAACAUCGCACAGCAGUCCGAGUUUCAAGUGAUUACCAGUUUUUAGAAUCCAAUUCGAACAGAAUGUCGCACUUCGCCUUCGUCGCCGCUCUCUUCGUCUGCCUGGUCGUUAUCCUGGGAGGCCAGGGAUCCCAGGCUGCCAUUGCCCGAGUUAAGCUGACCAAUCCCGAUCAUCCCGGCAAGUGUGUACUGGACACGCACGCGAUCCUUUCGCCCGGACAGAUGGGCAAGGCGCCCAACCUGCCGUGCGCCAGUGCCGAGUGCCACAACGAUGGGCAUGUGACCUUCAGGACCUGUGCCGCGGUGGCGCCGCCAAAGGGUUGCAAGCAGCGCGACUUCGUCAACGUCAACCGCGACUUCCCCGCCUGCUGCGAGCGAUCCUACGACUGCACCAAGCACAUCUGAGGAUGCACUCCGAAAGGACUCUCUUUGGGGUUGCUCAUCUAUACGCAACCUACUUUAUGUUGUUAGUUAUUUUGUUUUUUUUUUUCGUUUUAUUUAUUGUGUAUACUACAACAUAACAAUUAAAAUGUAAACGCUUAGCAAUACAAUUAAAUAAUUUAAUAUAAUCAUUAACAGAAAAUACAUAUGCAUGUACGCUUGCUUGUA